This is a messenger RNA of Microstroma glucosiphilum, 2921 nucleotides long. RefSeq lists its product as hypothetical. Gene Ontology annotation, molecular function: zinc ion binding; DNA-binding transcription factor activity, RNA polymerase II-specific; transcription cis-regulatory region binding. The transcript has a single exon. Gene Ontology annotation, biological process: regulation of DNA-templated transcription. Bases 186 to 2822 code for a protein of 878 amino acids. The record is from RefSeq and is a predicted model, not a curated record. NCBI's taxonomy places the organism in Eukaryota, Fungi, Basidiomycota, Exobasidiomycetes, Microstromatales, Microstromataceae. Gene Ontology annotation, cellular component: nucleus.
CUCGUUGCCCGAGAAGUGACAGUACCGCCGCGACUGACCGGCGGGGCGCCGUUCCGACUUCGGAGCACCAGGGGCGAGAUUGGCGCCCCGCAUCGCCGGCGAUCAUUUCGGUAUCCUACGCUAUCUCACCUUCCAACCAUUCUCCUCCUGACCACGAUCCCUGGUCUACGGAUGCCGACUCGCUGAUGGCCGGGCCUGCGGCAGCCCUCGAUGCCAGAAGUCCCGGCGCGCCAAAUUCACAGGCGCCUCGUAUCCAUGCCAGGCGGUGCUGCCUCUCCUGUCGCGCAAAGAAGGUUCGCUGUCACCUUCCAGAUCCACUCGUCCCAAACUCCAGCGCCCCUUCACCCGCCCAUCUCGCCUGCUCCCGAUGCCAGAGGGUUGGGCUGGCCUGUAUCGUCGAUGAUCAGCAUCUCAAGAGACUCUUGAUCAGACCUCGCGAGACCGACUCUCGUGGACAGCCUUCGGAUACUGCUUCGGAAACGGGACCUCUUGCAGCGGACGCUUCCACUUCCCCAGAUCACUCUCGACGUGAAGCGGCGGCUGCUCUCAGCUCUUUUGCUGGCUCCCUUACUGCCGAAAGAAUUGCAGCACCGGAGAGUCUGGAAGAUGCGAGCCAUCGUCAGAAGAGGAGAUGUCUCUCUGCUCUCGAGCAUUUGCCCGGCGGAACCAUGCUGCCUGACGAAGCUGCUCACGGUGGCAGCACGUCCUCUCUGUCUGGCGAAGGCUCACCCUCGCUACCACGCACAGGAGAUCACUCACAGAGCCAGAGCUCUGGCAAUGCAGACGCAAUACGGUACCUUCACCGCCCGCUAUAUGCGCUGGGGGAGCUCUUAUCACUAGAUGUAGGCUUCCGACAGUACAUUGAAGAAAGGUACAAGGGACUCUCAGAGCUCUCAUCUACUUCAGACUCAAGCAUCCACGACUAUGUCAGUUUUCAACUGUGCGAGGAGCUGGAGCCUUUACUGCAACCACUCCUUGCCUUUAGUCCCUACAUACCAUCCUUACAGAGCGUCUACGUCUCAUCGAAAGCCAGGGCCUCACUGCCUACAGACUUGCUCCUAGCCGUGCUAUGCAGUCUGGCACUCCGAUAUUCUCCAGACAAGUCGCACAUGGCGCAAAAUGUGUGCGCUUUCAUCGACCGCUUGGGCACCACCGUUCUCGUCUCCCUGCCUCCAGCCCCAGAGACAGUCAUGGCCCUGACGUUGUUGCUAGCCUAUGAACCAAUGGCUCUCUGCUCUGGUCUCCUACGCUUCGGGCCACUGAAGGGUUCCGCCAUCAUAGGAGAGGCCUUGCUCACCGCCGCCGUGUCUGCAGCGUUGUCUCUGGGCUUCGACAAGGCAGAAGUACCCGACGCAAAUGCGCCUUUGGCCCGACAGGGAUCGGAUGCAGGCGCCUCGGAGCUGGACCUGUGCAAUACCGAGGCCAAGAUCUCAUUGUGGUGGACUCUGUCAGCUUGGCAAGCGUACUUCGCACUCAACAAGGUACCUUUUAGAUCUCAUCAUCUUGACCAGGAAGCGAAGCGCGCCUCUUCCUACAUUCGAUCGACAAAGGACACAAGUGACCGGGAAGUCGAUGUCCCGCGUCAGCAAGGCCGCAUAUACCUAGCUCAUCGCAUCUUGAUGUUGGCAGAGAUCUAUGCCGCGAUUGAGCAGUUGGAGGUCAUUUGUUCUACACUAUUGGGCUCGCCAGCUACCGGUGACCUAGAUGCAAGACCUGGAUUGCCACCUGUGGUACAGGAGAUCCGUCGAGAGGCUGAGGCCCUUUGUCAGCGUACGCACGAGCGUCUCACAGAGGUAGAGGAGGCGAGAAGCGUCGUUGCAGUGCGAUAUGGUCAUUCGGCUGAAGUGACGUUCCUAGAAGGUUGGUUGUCCCUCGAACAAAGCUCCCUGCAUAGCUUGUUCCUGUCCAAAGCGGCCGUCGCCGGGGUCAGUGGCACAACAGACUUCAUCUUGCCUCUACCGACCUUUAUAGAGGCAAUCCGCUCGAGCGAGUCCACUUCUAUCUGGCUGGAACGCCCAGGACGUGCGAGGCGCGAAGCAGCAGAGAGAGCCAUCGGAGCCUUCUGCGGCCUCGAGGAUGGAGACGCCACACGCGCUCAUAGCUGUAAUGGCUGGCGCGAGGCAGGACGAUCUAGGCUCAGAGUCUCGGACCCCGUGGGCAUGCAAAGCUCCGAGGUCGGUGGUCCCCCAACAGAUCAGCUCUGGGCAUUUGCCCCAAUGUUGACUGCUGCUCUCCUGCUGGACAGCUGCAGGGCGCUGCUCGAGGCCGAAGCUUUCACCCGCCUUGUGAGCCGCCGUCAGUCAUCCAGACGAGAAUGCCUGACGGUCCUUGUGAAACAAGCAGCUGCUCGCCUCAGGCAAAGCUGCGCCAUCAAGAAUAACCAACGGUCAGACGUUAACGGCUCUGCCUCGGCUCACCCGUCCCCAAUCAACAGUUGUGUGGCAGCGAUGCUGGAGGAAAUGCUCGUCACAUUGAGCCAGUGGCAUCGCCAUCGAUCCCAUCAAUUGGCACGGGGUGUCCCUCGCUACGGCGCAUCAUUACAAGCGUCACGGGCUGACGCAAAUCGCAGCGCUUCACCCAAUGCCUUUAAUUUGCCAGUUCCAGAGUUGCCCUCGGUAUCUCGCGAGCAUGCGAGCGCAGCACUUCCCGAUUUUUCCCUUGCUCUGGCUCCGGUGCCGGCGGGAAACGACGAUCAGUCCAUGUCCUUCUUGUAUGGCAGGCACUCCAAUCUCGAUACUGGCGUGCAGUGGCCACCAAUAGAUUACCCUACGGACGCUUUGUGGCUCGAUCUCCUCUUGUCAAUCGAGAGCGCGUGUACCUGACCUCGAGCGUCUUGUGCAGAGAGCUGCCACGCCGCUACCCCCGAUGAGGCUGCAUCGCAGUACAGCCUUCAGGACCGUCUCGGUCGUGCACCACUUUCU